Oppia nitens is the source of this 696-nucleotide messenger RNA. RefSeq lists its product as uncharacterized. The record is from RefSeq and is a predicted model, not a curated record. The coding region runs from base 129 to 635 and encodes 168 amino acids. Lineage: Eukaryota; Metazoa; Arthropoda; Arachnida; Sarcoptiformes; Oppiidae. The transcript is spliced from 2 exons.
UUGAUUUGAAAAUAUCAAAAAUAGAGAUUUCAUAACCUUUUUUAGUUAUGCGGAUAAUAAUCGUUUUGUUUCCCUGACAUCUCACUGAUAAUAAUUUGAAAACAGUGCACUAAAACAACAACAACAACAUGUCUGUCCCAUCAACCGAUACCACACUUCCCGUAACCGAUAAUAUUGUCCGUAACACCAAAUAUGACCGCGAUUUCUACUUUUUGGGCAAAUCUGUAUUAAGACUAGGAAUAUGUAUAUUCAUUGUGACAAUUGUAGCAAAGUUUGCUUUUGGGGACAAUGUGUCGCCAAUAUUAAUAACAGUGCUCUGCGUUAUCGGUGUCUUAUUAAUUAUAUUAGGAAUCAUUCGCAUCACCUGUUCCUAUAGAUCCGUUAGAAGACACCAAUUAUCAAAUGGUCGGUCACGGGAUGAACCGGUACACGUGUCCACUAUUUCUAACUUUCGGGCCUUCAUUCGAGAUAAUAGUCGACAAAAUGAUAGACCAGUCGUACAAUUGGAGGACAGACCUCCACUUUAUUCUAAUAAUCAUUUAAAUUACGGCACAACGUCUGUAAUGUCAAUACUUCCCAAUUAUGAUCCACCGCCCAGUUAUGAACAAAGUCAAUACAAUACGAGACAAAGUUAAAUAACUGACCACUUUAUCAAAUAAAUUAUAAUUCAAUAUAUUUUUUAAUUAUCAAAAAAAU